Molecule: messenger RNA, 1879 nt
Organism: Dreissena polymorpha
Lineage: Eukaryota; Metazoa; Mollusca; Bivalvia; Myida; Dreissenidae
Exons: 6
Coding region: 469-1164 (231 amino acids)
Source: RefSeq, a predicted model, not a curated record
UCAUUUGCUGCUUACAAACUCGAAUUGCAAGUGUUUUUGAAAGAUCGAUAGUAGUUAUUGAUAUGUUUUCAUGUUUGGAUAUUCUGAUUUCGCAUUGAUAUAAGUGUUGUUGUUUUUUUAUACAUAGCGAUUGCACGCGAUAUUUUCUGGAUGAGUAUUGAUAACCAUUGCAUUUCUUAUUAAUAAUAAGUGUACCAUUAAAGAUCAAAAUAAAGCUAGAGGGAGAAAUCACCACUGAAAGACCAGCUAGCUAUACGCUACAUUUUUCGUUACAGUCCGUGAUCGUGUUCAACGGUAUUAAAUGAAAAGAAAUUUUAUAUCAUUAGCCGUAUAAGACUUUGGACAACUUCCAGAUACGGAUAUUAGCAACGUCGACUUUCCUAUAGCAAGACGCGACCAUGUCGCAGCGAAAUCCCUUCGCGCAGUCGCUAGUAUACCGGAACGUGCCCGACACGUUCAAGACGACGUAUGGUCAGUCAUACACGAAGGUGCCGACGGUGGAGGUAUCACCGGCGUUUGAAGAGUUCCGGAAUCGAGACUUUGAGAAGUAUUCUUACUUCCCGCGCGACCUGUCCCCAUAUCCGGACACCCGGGACCCGAACCCCUUCCGGAAUCCGCGCCCGUACCAACCGGAACCGGAACCCUCCUACAACAAGAAUAUCGAACGGAUCGGCGACAUACCGGAGCCGUUUUGAAGAAGCUACACUCCGACGGGAUGAGUAUAAUGAGACCCUACCGUCUCGUCCGCGCGAGCCCCCAUACGAGCGGGAGUUCGAAAUGAAUGGAGACUAUCGGCGGGAGCGCGGCCGGGCCACCGACCGGGGGCGGCAGAACGGGACACGCUACCCGGCGGACAAUGCGGAGAAAAUGCUGGCGCAAUUCGACGACCUGGUGGCAGACGGACAGGAACUGAACCCCGAGGAGCUUACCAAGGCCGUUUGCAACAAAUGUUACAACUCAAACAUGUGCAUGAAUCGCCUCGGCUGCGGGCACCAGUACUGCGAUGAUUGCAUGGCGCGCAUGCCCGGCUCGGACGGCCCCUUCCGUGACACGGUGAGAUGGUACUUCAGUUGCCCUCUCGACAACAAGCGGACGUCAGAGGCCAAGGUCGUCCGAACCGAUCCGUUUGGGCGAAGACUGGAGAUAAGGCCCAGCAGUCGUUAAAAGCAUCAUUCAUGGCCCCAAAUGAAGUUUCAUGACGUCGGUUAUUUCAAGACCACCUAACGUAGACUGCGGCAGCUCCAUCCAGAUUAAGAUUGCUAACUAUUUUGCUUUCAGAGAUUAUAUUUGUAAAUUUGUGUACACAUGUUUUUUAUAUUUGGUGGUUUAGGUUAUAAAGUAUAAUUUGAGACCCAUUACAAUGUCUAUAAAUACGUGUUAGUGUUUCACAUUUUGAGCUUUAUUACUGCCAUGGAAUUUAUAAUUGUUUAAUUGGUCAUUUUACGCCGUUUCAUUACUUUUUUUAUUUUAUUGAACUGAAAUAUUGAAACGAGCUCGUUGUUCGUAAUAUUUAUGGAUAGUUAAAUCAACAAUGAACAAAAAAACUACACAAAAAUAAACAAAAUAUAUUGUCAUAUACUUUAAUUAUAAAAAAUAAUUAUAAAAAGCGCUACAUAUUUUGUGAAAAGGUUUUUAUAUGAUCAUGGACAUUAUUAAAACGACUAUAUGACUAUUUGUGCAACAUAUUUUGUUUUUACAAUUUAUUAUGUUUAUGUGACUCUGAAUAUUGGGAAAAUCUUCAUGUCGAGUUCAAACCGUUAAACGCUUGGGUUUAAUUGUGAACAUGAUUAUUUAUUCAAUAUUAAUGGUUUGGAGUGCGUGAUUUGUACAUGUAUCAUUAUAAAUUAUUUGAAUAUUGUGUAAUAAAUAAAUUUGACUA